AUGGCUCGAACCCUCGGCCUAACCUUCGAAAAGUGUAACGUGACGGUCAUUGGAGCCAACGCAGUGAAGACGCAAGCAAAGAAGGGAGUCAACCUUACCUUCUCGUCAAGGUACUGUCAGUUCCAAGACAACAUCUCGUGUCUGAUUUCGGACAACCCCACGAGACGGAUCCCGUCGGCGAGAAUCGAGACAGCUGCCUGGCACAUCCCGAGCGACGUGUUCCUGGCAGACCCGAAGUUCAGCGAGCCGCACGAGAUCGACCUGGUCAUGGCGUCGAACUACGUGUGGAACUUGCUGCGAACGGAUCGAGUGAAAUUGGCGAACGGCACCGUGACUCUGCGUGAAACCGAUCUGGGCUGGAUCGUGACUGGCAUGUACGACUCGUUCCAGCAGCUGAGUUGCCAAGUCGUCCACUCGAACAUCACGCUGAAGGAUCAUCUGAACAACGCAAUCGAGAAGUUCUGGCUGGUCGAAGAACUAGCCGACAAGCAGUUGCAAACCAACGAAGAACAGGAAGUGGAAGAGCACUUUCGCGGCACCCGCGGCCGCGACGAAAGUGGCCGCUUCGUCGUCCAGUUGCCGUUCAAGGACACGGUUCUUGAGCUGGGCGACAACCGAGUCCAGGCGUUGAGAAGAUUCAACCUGCUGGAGCGCCGUCUGACGCGCAACCCGGAACUCCGAGAACAGUACACGGCGUUCGUCGAAGAGUACGAGGCGCUGGGUCACUGCAAGGAGAUUUAUGAACAACAAGACCCACCAGAAGUGCGUAAGUACUACCUGCCGCACCACGCUGUGCUCAAACCGUCCAGUUCGUCCACGAAGCUGCGAGUGGUUUUCGACGCCAGCGCCAAGGCCGACAAGUACUCCCUGAACGAUGUGUUGAAGUUGGGACCGACCGUCCAGAACGACCUGUUCUCCAUCGUUCUUCGAUUCCGUCGUCAUCCGGUCGCAUUAACCGCCGACGUGGUGAAGAUAUAUCGACAGUGA
Molecule: messenger RNA, 987 nt
Organism: Culex pipiens pallens (northern house mosquito)
Lineage: Eukaryota; Metazoa; Arthropoda; Insecta; Diptera; Culicidae
Exons: 1
Coding region: 1-987 (328 amino acids)
Source: RefSeq, a predicted model, not a curated record